AUGGCUCCGCUCCGCCGCCUCUGCCUCUGCCUCUGCCUCCCGCUGCUGCUGCCGCCGCCCGCGGCUCCGGCCCCGACCCCGGCCCCGGUGUCCCGCACCGACUGGGCCGCCUGCAGGAUCCUCUCCCGGGACCUGUCGCGGCUGCUGGCGACCGUCAAAGAACCGCACUCGGUGCUGGAGGAGAUGCAGCUGAGCGAGGAGGACCCCCAGAACUGGCCCCCCCGGAUCCACUGCAGUGACGCCUGUGACCCCCCCACGCUGGACACCAACAACACGCGCUGCCUGCACCGGAUCCUCCAGGUGCUCCAGCACUACCGGGACCUGCUGGGCUCUGACAUCUUCAGGGAGCAGCCGCAACCCCAGCUGGAGACCACGAUGGACCAGCUGCUGGGCCUCGUCCAGCAGGAGCACGGCCACCCCCCCCGGCACCCCAUGGCCCCCAGUGCCACCUGGUCUCACCAGCUGCUCCGGCACCGGGCCCUGAAGCGGCUCCGCUCCUUCGCCGCCGUCAUGAGCCGCGUCUUCACCCACAGCGCCAGCGCCCGCUGA
This is a messenger RNA of Myiozetetes cayanensis, 549 nucleotides long. RefSeq names its product interleukin 23 subunit alpha (gene IL23A). Gene Ontology annotation, biological process: positive regulation of T-helper 17 cell lineage commitment; positive regulation of T cell proliferation; immune response. Bases 1 to 549 code for a protein of 182 amino acids. Gene Ontology annotation, cellular component: extracellular region; interleukin-23 complex. NCBI's taxonomy places the organism in Eukaryota, Metazoa, Chordata, Aves, Passeriformes, Tyrannidae. The record is from RefSeq and is a predicted model, not a curated record. The transcript has 4 exons. Gene Ontology annotation, molecular function: cytokine activity.